AUGGCAAAAAUCAUCGACAACUGCUGGCCACCAUUUUUGCUGAACCGAAACAAAAUCACCUGAAAAGGCUAAUGCUCUUUCUUCUUAACCGCUGACUAUGUCCUUUCCCGCCGCUCUUUCACCGCCGUCCCUCUUCUCCAUACCUCAAUACCAUUUUCAACCGCUAUUUUCAAGCUCUCGAACCUCGCUUCUCUCCCAUCCCUUCCAAAUCUCUCACACGCUCCUCCGGGCUUCCAGAAGACCCUCCAAUUUCUCUCAGGGAGUCGAUAAUUUGGUGGAUGAUCGGCGCAAUUGGAACCGCCCGAUUAGCUCUGACUUCGACAUAGUCGGUGGAGAGGACGACGAGGAGGACGAGGAGGACGAGGAGGAUGAGGAAGAGGAUAGAAGUUUGGAUCUAUUGGUUCGAUUUGUUGAAAAUGUUUUCAGGAAGGUCUCGAAGCGAGCCCGGAAGGCUGUGAGAUCGGUUCUUCCCCAAUCCAUCCCCACCAAACUGGUGGGAUUUUCUGUCAAUGGGGUGCUAAUGCUCGCGUUUUUGUGGGUCUUGAAGGCAUUUCUUCAGGUGAUAUGCACACUUGGAACUGCAGUGUUUGUGAGCAUACUCAUUAUCCGUGGAGUGUGGACUGGCAUCUUAUAUCUACAAGAUAUCCGUAGCCACCGAUUCGAUCAACUCGACAACGAGCAGCAUCAUGCCUGGACUGGUGCACAGCCUGCAUCCUGAAUUCCCCUUCGCAGUUAACUCCUUACACUUUACAAGGUUAGUGAUGCCCAAAAAAAAACAAACAAAAAAAAACAAGAAACAAAAAAAGACAAAAAGAAGAAGAAGAAGACAAGAAUCUUAUUUUGGAUAUGAGCUGGAACUUUUACUAUAAUAAUUUUCUACAGAAAGGGAGUAAAAUAUUUGAAAAUUUGGAGAUCAAAAUAAAAUGAGUAUAAAAGUUCAAAUAUGGGAGGAGAAUUUAAACCAAAAAGCUAGUCUCUAUACUUAAUUUUGGCACUGUAGCUUUCUCCUGACUAUCAGAGAAAGCAACACUCUUUUUUUUUUGUCCUUUUUUUUCUUCAAUGCUUAAAAAUUGCAGGGGUAGCCCAUGCUGUAAUAUUAUGAGGAGACAAAUUUAGUAUACUAUUUUGGUUGUAAUUUCAUUUUUAAAAAUAUUACUUUGGUUAUUGAAGGCUCGUUUAUUUUUUGUU
Messenger RNA from Momordica charantia (bitter melon), 1188 nucleotides. RefSeq names its product ATP phosphoribosyltransferase regulatory subunit. Gene Ontology annotation, biological process: regulation of abscisic acid-activated signaling pathway; negative regulation of photomorphogenesis. NCBI's taxonomy places the organism in Eukaryota, Viridiplantae, Streptophyta, Magnoliopsida, Cucurbitales, Cucurbitaceae. The record is from RefSeq and is a predicted model, not a curated record.